GCUUGUGGGCAAUGACGCUGCAACUUGUGGAGCCGCAGUUUCCACGCUGGAUCAACGACAUCGAGGCAGCCGAUCUGGAGUUUGGCAUCGAAUCCUCGCAAGAUCCGAUGCGAAUCUAUGUUGCCGCCUUUUACUUCUGCUCCUACACUAUGACCUCUGUGGGCUAUGGAGACAUUGGCCCGAAGAAUGUCCUGGAGCGCUUAGUCUCAAUCGGUAUCAUCCUAAGCGCCGGCCUAUGCUGGGCCUACAUUCUCGGUGAG
This is a messenger RNA of Symbiodinium pilosum, 260 nucleotides long. Lineage: Eukaryota; Dinophyceae; Suessiales; Symbiodiniaceae. The record is from the annotation of a GenBank genome assembly.